Molecule: messenger RNA, 830 nt
Organism: Lacerta agilis (Sand lizard)
Lineage: Eukaryota; Metazoa; Chordata; Lepidosauria; Squamata; Lacertidae
Product: ras-related protein Rab-9B-like
Exons: 3
Coding region: 182-787 (201 amino acids)
Biological process (GO): retrograde transport, endosome to Golgi
Cellular component (GO): phagocytic vesicle; lysosome; late endosome
Molecular function (GO): GTPase activity; GTP binding
Source: RefSeq, a predicted model, not a curated record
AGGCUCGAGGGGGGGAUGGCUCAGGGGGGACGAGCCGAGCGCACCGUCGUCACGUGAGAAGCGGCCUAGACAUCCGUGUAAGCAAAAGGGACGCUGGUGAUGUGUGUGUGUGUGACAUCGGCCAGGCUCUCCCGGAGGCAGGAGGACUCCUCUCCACAGAACAGACGUUGCCACUGCCGUCAUGAGUGGGAAGUCGCUGCUGCUGAAGGUCAUCCUCCUGGGUGACGGGGGCGUUGGGAAGAGCUCUCUCAUGAACCGCUACGUCACCAACAAGUUUGACUCGCAGGCUUUCCACACCAUCGGAGUGGAGUUCCUCAACCGGGACCUGGAGGUGGACGGGCGCUUGGUGACCCUCCAGAUUUGGGACACGGCCGGGCAGGAGCGCUUCAAGAGCCUGCGGACCCCCUUCUACCGGGGGGCCGACUGCUGCCUGCUGACCUUCAGCGUGGACGACCAGCGGAGCUUCAACAACCUGGGCCACUGGCAGAAGGAGUUCCUCUGCUACGCCAACGUGAAGGACCCCGAGCACUUCCCCUUUGUGGUGCUGGGCAACAAGGUGGACAAGCUGGAGAGGCAGGUGAUGCCCGAAGAGGCCCGGGCCUGGUGCAUGGAGCACGGCAACUACCCCUACCUGGAGACAAGCGCCAAAGACGACACCAAUGUGGCUGUGGCCUUUGAGGAAGGUGUGCGGCAGGUGCUGGCCGUGGAGGAACAGCUGGAGCGCUGUGUGCUGGGCAGUUCCAUCAACUUGCAUGCCAGCAGCAAGGCAGGCUCUUCCUGUUGCUGAACAGCCAAGGGGGUGGGGUGGGAAGGGCACGUCCUGGAAUGGU